Ceratosolen solmsi marchali is the source of this 1929-nucleotide messenger RNA. RefSeq names its product Sequence-specific single-stranded DNA-binding protein (gene Ssdp). The record is from RefSeq and is a predicted model, not a curated record. The coding region runs from base 164 to 1429 and encodes 421 amino acids. Gene Ontology annotation, biological process: positive regulation of transcription by RNA polymerase II. Gene Ontology annotation, cellular component: nucleus. Gene Ontology annotation, molecular function: single-stranded DNA binding; protein binding. The transcript is spliced from 14 exons. Lineage: Eukaryota; Metazoa; Arthropoda; Insecta; Hymenoptera; Agaonidae.
AGUGCGUGAGAGAGUGGGAGGUAUAUUGGCCGCCUAGCGUCGUCAUCGUCACCGUCAUCGACAUCGACGACUGUGCGAACGUCCGCUGGCGUCCUUGUGUGCCGGAGUGGGAGCGGCGUGUUUACGCCGGGGACGAGGAUACCGCACGGGAUAAGAAGCAAGCAUGUACUCCAAGGGUAAGGGCUCGUCGGUGCCCUCGGACAACCAAGCCAGGGAGAAAUUAGCUUUAUAUGUAUAUGAAUACUUGUUACAUAUUGGUGCACAGAAAGCAGCACAAACAUUUUUAUCUGAGAUUCGAUGGGAGAAAAAUAUAACGCUCGGGGAGCCUCCUGGUUUUCUUCAUUCUUGGUGGUGCGUGUUUUGGGACCUGUACUGCGCAGCACCUGAGCGCCGAGAUUCUUGCGAACACAGCAGCGAAGCCAAAGCUUUCCACGAUUAUGGAUUCGUAAAUAGCGGAUAUGGAGUUAACGGAAUUGCGCACAAUGCUGGACCGGCACCCUCGCCUCUUGGACAGAUGCCUCCAAAUGACGGUAUGCCUGGCGGUCCAAUGCCACCUGGUUUUUUCACCAACAACUCGACAAUGCGACCAUCUCCGCCCACUCACCCUUCAUCACAGCCAUCUCCCCAGCACCCCCAGCCACCCCCGCCCCCACACUCGCAGAUGAUGUCCACCCAGUUCAUGGGUCCAAGGUAUCCUGCAGGGCCUCGACCAAACGUUCGUAUGCCACAGAUGGGAAAUGAUUUCAAUGGACCACCAGGUCAACCGAUGAUGCCUAACAGCAUGGACCCAACGAGACAAGGCGAAGCUGGAGAAUUUGUAGGGUGGCAAGGCUCGCCUGGCAUGAACCCGAUGAAUCCUCGAAUGAACCACCCGAGGGCUGGACCGGGCGGCAUGCCGCCGAUGGGCCCUGGCACAUAUGGACCCGGACUUAGAGGCCCACCACCCAACAGCAACCUGGCGCCCGGUGGUCCUGGUGGCACCGGAAUGCCGCCCAUGAGUAUGGCGGGGCCUGGAGGCAGGCCACAGUGGCAGCCAAACACAUCGACACCAAUGAAUUACUCGUCGUCUUCGCCUGGGAAUUACGGCGGGCCUCCGGGUUCAAGCGGACCUCCGGGACCUGGCACGCCGAUAAUGCCUAGUCCCCAAGAUAGUAGUAAUAGCGGUGGCGAGAACAUGUACACGAUGAUGAAACCAGUACCUGGAGGAAACAUGCCUGGCGACUUUCCAAUGAGCGGCGGCCCGGAGGGUGGGCCAAUGGGGCCGAUGGGCCCCAACACCAUGGGUCCGGUACUAAAUGGUGACGGCCUCGAUGGUAUGAAAAACUCGCCAGCGAAUGGCGGACCAGGCACACCGCGAGAGGACAGUGGCAGCGGCAUGGGUGACUAUAAUCUAGGUGGCUUCGGUGGACCUGGCGAAAAUUUUUUUUAAAAGAAUCGCAACCAGGACGCAACUUGCGGAGGAACACGUCUGUAGAAAACGAAAAAUUGCAGGAACAAUGAGAAAAAGAGAAAGAGAGAGAGAGAGAGAGAGAGAGAGAGAGAGAGAGAGUGAGGGAUUUAGCGAAACUAAAAGAAAAUGGUCCAUGUCCAAUUAAUCCCCCUCUGAAUUACAAAUGAAUUAUGCACAAAAUAUAACACAAGCAAACAAAUGAGUGAGAGCCAUUCUUUUUUUAAUGAUUGUUGUCGCGUUUUUUGAUGAACGAAUGAAAACCAUCUCAUAUUACUUAAUGCAUUUGUUGUCCGUUGCACCUACCCGCUUAAAGGUUAGGUUAAUUUAAGUCUUUUUUACUACACAGGAUUUGUUUAUUAAUUAAAAUUACUUAAUUUGCCAAUAUCGCCAUACAACACUAUGUAUUAUGCUUUACUAAUACUCACAAUGUUGCAAACUAGGCCUCGAUGUCUCUUACAUUAUCAAUUUUUGUAAUUGAC